Molecule: messenger RNA, 645 nt
Organism: Aphanomyces invadans
Lineage: Eukaryota; Oomycota; Saprolegniomycetes; Saprolegniales; Verrucalvaceae
Exons: 1
Source: RefSeq, a predicted model, not a curated record
AAGCUCGGAAGUCUGUUAGACUACACGGCCGACUUGAAGCGGCGCAAGAGCUUGGCCAAGGCGGCGUUCAGUCAGACGUGGAAAAUCUGGAUGCGGCGCGAGCUUGUCUCCGAGAGCAACUGCGCUCGGCUCUACAAGGCCUACGUGCUGUGCGGUGCUUCUGUAAACUGUGGCACGUGGGCCCUGACUCCGACGCAGCUCGAUGGCCACGAAGCCUUCCACCGCCGCCAACUGCGGCUGCUGCUCGGCAUCUUCUACCCGCACCUAAUCCUCGAAGCCGACUCGUACGCUCGCUGCCACAACGAGCCGCUCCGCGGCCUCGUCAAGCGCCAUCGGUGGCGUCUGUUUGGUCACGUCCUCCGCUCCCACACCGACACCCUAGCAAAAAAUGCCAUGACCGCCUACUUUGCACCGUCCAACGAAGCCAAGUUCACAGGCAGGACCAAGACAACGCUGCCAGUGGUGCUCCAUCGCGACCCCCAAUUCGUCGGUAGGUCAUUGCUCACCACCGAAGACCUCGACGUCAACCGCACCACAGCCCAAGAUCGAUGCGUGUGGAAGUGCCUGACCGAGAAGAUCACGACGACGAGCCUCGACCGCCGAUCGCCACCCACGACUGCUGGCACGGAUAUGAAUGUAGACGAU